Molecule: messenger RNA, 1095 nt
Organism: Melampsora larici-populina 98AG31
Lineage: Eukaryota; Fungi; Basidiomycota; Pucciniomycetes; Pucciniales; Melampsoraceae
Exons: 2
Coding region: 1-1095 (364 amino acids)
Source: RefSeq, a predicted model, not a curated record
AUGCCUAAAUACAAAUCCCCAGCAACCUUAAAAUCUCGUCUCAAUCGAUCUAUUAGAAAGCAUCUUGAGCGACCCGAGCAGCCACCUCCAAAUGCUCGAUCUACCAAAAAGGCUGAACUUAUAGAAGCUUAUGGCCUACCCCCCAAUGCGAAGUUCCUUUUCUUUAAAAAAGGUCGUCGUUAUGGACAACCUCGCCUAACUCUCACUUAUGGAACUGUCAUUUGCCUCGACUACCAUACCUGUGAGCUACUGUGCGUAGUACGAUUUAUUGAACGGGACGACAUGGACCAGAGCUAUUUCAAAAUGCUUAAUCAUUCAAUAUCGACUGUCUAUCAGCAUGCAAGAGCUCGUGGUGAAGUCAAAAACAAUGGAGCGACUUACCGUUGUAGGAGAUUAGGACGAAAACAUGGCAGGAUGUUUGCGGCUGGCUUUCGUCCUGGGUAUGAUAAGGAGGUCAAAGCAGUUCCUCACCCAAAUCUACCUUUUGCAGGGCAGUACACCUGGAAUGAAGCCACCGCUGCAGAUUAUCGCAAGAUGGAGGCGGACUUGAAACGACAGGGGAACCUUCCCGCAAUCGAGUCUUUCUUUGCUGAAAGAUUUUCAGGAUUAUCAUUGGCGGCAUUUCAAUCCAAUGCCACUCUGGCUGCUCGUACCAACGCUCCAUCUUGGGCAAACGAGUCUUUUUAUGUAUCACCCAAUGCCCAAGUCUUUGGAUCCAACAUCACGGUGACCUUUGAUGAGUUUGCCAACAAGAAACACAAAGAUCGUGAUGCGUCGAAAUAUGCUUUUGGUUUUUUUGGGCUGAUUGACCGAGCAACUGGUGAAUUUUAUCAUCGUGGGUCAACCGCACCAAGAGGUAACACUCUGGGUGCACACUUUGUACUGGACGACUACAACUUUGAUAUCAACUUGGAUGCAACUGAUGGCAUCAUCGAGAUGCUUUGGAAUUCACAAGCUCAUCAUCAUACCACCCCGUCCAGGACAUACGACUCAAAUUCCAAACAAAUUCCUCCACAAGAGGCCGAAAUCACUCGUUUCGCGUGUUCCACUCAAAUAGCCCAAGGACUAGUCAAUCGGCUCGACAAAGUCAAAUAA